AUGACUCCUACCACCAUGGCGUACAAUAGCCACAUUUCCAGCCCUAUGCCUGGCUUUACAGCAGAGCAAACAGCCUCCCUACAAGUCAUGAUCAAAGCAGCAAUCAGUCAGGCUAUGACAGCCUUCGAGACCAGACAGGCAGACCUUCAAGCCAGACAUGGGCCUGAAUACCAGCAACAGUCAACUGCGGAGAAAACUGCGGAGAAACCUACGGAGAAAACUGCGGAGAAAACUGCGGAGAAAACUGCGGAGAAGACUACGGAGAACAAGAGCACGGGCAGCAGCAGCGACAAUGACAAUACGGGCACGCUCUCCACUAUUCCACACCAGGCUACUAUGCACUAUUGCGGAGAGUCUGCCAUUCGCCUCAGUAACGCUCCACUUCUCGCCUCUCUUCUCGCCUCUCUUCUCGCCUCUUUUCUCGCCUCUCAACUCGCCUCCCCGCUCGGCUAUAUUCGAUAUGCGAAGGAUAUGGAGGCUACAGGUCAAGGAUAG
Messenger RNA from Letharia columbiana, 495 nucleotides. RefSeq lists its product as uncharacterized. The coding region runs from base 1 to 495 and encodes 164 amino acids. Lineage: Eukaryota; Fungi; Ascomycota; Lecanoromycetes; Lecanorales; Parmeliaceae. The record is from RefSeq and is a predicted model, not a curated record. The transcript has a single exon.